AUGCGUUACAUCUCCGCUUAUCUCCUUGCCGUCCUCGGAGGAAACGCCAACCCACAUGCUGACGACAUCGAAAACAUCUUGAGCGCUGUUGGAGUUGAUGCUAAUGCCGAAUCCGUCAAUCUUGUUGUCUCCGGACUGGAGGGAAAGAACAUUGAGGAACUCAUUGCUGCAGGAUCAGCAAAGCUCGCUACUAUUUCUGGAGGAGUCGGAGCCGCCUCGUCUGCUGCCCCAGUAACCGGAGGUGCUGCACCAGCCGCUGACAACAAGCCAGCCAAGAAGGAAGAGCCAAAGGAGGAAUCUGAUGACGAUAUGGGAUUCGGUCUUUUCGACUAA
Messenger RNA from Caenorhabditis briggsae, 333 nucleotides. Lineage: Eukaryota; Metazoa; Nematoda; Chromadorea; Rhabditida; Rhabditidae. Gene Ontology annotation, molecular function: structural constituent of ribosome. Gene Ontology annotation, biological process: cytoplasmic translational elongation. Gene Ontology annotation, cellular component: ribosome; cytosolic large ribosomal subunit. The coding region runs from base 1 to 333 and encodes 110 amino acids. The transcript is spliced from 3 exons. The record is from RefSeq and is a predicted model, not a curated record.